Molecule: messenger RNA, 1431 nt
Organism: Cyclospora cayetanensis
Lineage: Eukaryota; Apicomplexa; Conoidasida; Eucoccidiorida; Eimeriidae
Exons: 5
Coding region: 76-1431 (451 amino acids)
Source: RefSeq, a predicted model, not a curated record
AGCCAGAGGCGACAGGAGGCGCACCCUGCAUGGGCAGAGUUGACGGAUGUAGAUGGGGGCCUUGCUGCGUUCUCCAUGGGAGAUAUCCGUCUGGCGGAAAAGGCGGUGGAGGGCGGGAUGACUUUGGAGGGGUAUUUCCGUUCUGUGAAGGAUACAAAGCCCAACCUAAAGCAAACGAGUUCGGAUCCCUCUGCCACGGGGACCCCUGGAAGCCUUCCUGCUGAACGUGAACAACAACAUGCUGCUGGAUAUGGAGAUGCUGUGCAAAGCCUAUGGGGCCCUCAGGGGCCCCCUGUUUCUCCGCAGGCCACUGUGGGUCUUGGGGGCGUACCCCUGGAGAAUGACGUGGAAGAGGAAUUUUCAAUUCUUGAGGAGACGGACUUCGCCUUGGGAUGCGAGUCCCGUGGCAGGGGUGCCCAUGGCAGUGUGGGUCAUCAGGAUUCUGCAAGCGCUCGUGAAAAAGCAGCUGCGAGUGUUGCGGCUGCACAAGCCGCUGCGGCUGCGCUUUCCAGUCCGGGAGCUGCGUCUGUGGCGGCGUGGUUCACGGCAAUGCUUGCGGGUUCUCCAGAACGAGUUGUCAGUCCAGCUAGAGAUCGUUGCGCCAAUGAAUCCUCGGGGAACGCCACCUGCACUCGGAGUCAGAGCUCGUCUCAUCAGAACACGGGCUCAUGUGGGUCUCACUCUCCUAAAACUGCAGGCAAUCAGCGGCAGGAGGUUUGUCGGAGGCAGCAGCAACCUAAAGUACCCCAACGGGGGAAUUACCCCAUACUUCGCCACUCGGAGGAGCAACAAACAUUUCAAGCGCAGCAGCACGCACCCAUGAACCAGUCGCAGCCACGGGAUCAGCUUCACAAGGAUCAGCUCUGCUCCAUGCACCAGCAGCGGCUGCACCAGCAGCAGGCCAUAAGGCAGCAUAGAGGCCAGCCUUUGGAUGCAGCACAAGGCCGCCAGGCAGGAAGACAGCUCCUCUCCCUGAUCGGAGUAGUCCCGGCUUCUGACAACGGUGUGGACAGACAUGUUCCCUCAUCUCAUGGCUGUUUGCCAAUAAUCCGCGAGGAACCCCCUGGGAAGGUGAUACCCAGAUCUGGCAUUGACCUUGAGCGGCAACUAAUGCAGCAGCAGCGUCACCUGCAGCAGCUGCACUCUGUGGAACAGCGAAACCCACAGUGCUUCUGUGCCCUGUAUGCUGAAUUUAGGCCCACUAUGCCAGUGGGAGAUGCCUCUGCUCCAAUGCUUCAUCACCAAAUGGGUCUUAAGAGGCCCCCUUCUGUGCUCUCCGUCGGGCACUUGAACCUUGUGCCAAACGCGCACACCCAUCCGGUGGCUAGGGCAGCAAGCGGAGAACGAAGUCUGCUAAAAUUGCUGCAUGCCCGCGGGGGCCCUGUGGUGGCUCCAGGUGAGCCCUCCCCGGCGUGGUCCUCAGGUCAGUGA